CUAAAAUUCUGCAUGAAAAAAAAAGUGAAAAUAAAUAAAAUGAGAAAACUUGUUAAUUGGUGUCCUUUUCAACUUACAAUAAUCUUGACACAAUGACACCUCAGAGCUCCUUUUUAAGACUCGAAGACGGACACCUAAUGUGUCUUUGUACACAGAAAAUGUUGCUCCUUUUCAUAGGCUCUUUCCAAAGCCCAGAGUGCUCUUAGCUUUUCCCAUUCUUGAAUUAAUCAGAGUUAGCUUACAUUUUUCAGCUUUUCACGCAACAGUGUGUGUUCUUGAUAAGCUAUGGCCUUGAAUUUGCUGUCUCCAACUGAAAUCAAGACACUUUCUUUCCAGAACUACUCCAAAUCGAAUUGCAGCCUUAAUCUCCUCAAGCCCCAAGAACUUGCACAUGUCUUUAUCGACCUUGAGAAGGCUUAUGACAGAGUACCGAGAAAUGUCAUGUGGUGGGCCUUAGAAAAGCACAAAGUUCCAUCUAAGUACAUUACCCUCAUCAAGGAUAUGUACAAGGAUGCGAUGACGUGUGUCCGAACAUGUGGGGGCGACACCAGCGACUUCCCAAUUAAAAUAGGACUACACCAGGGGUCAACAUUGAGUCCUUAUCUAUUUGCCUUGGUGAUGGAUGAGGUCACAAGGGAUAUACAAGGUGAUAUCCCUUGGUGUAUGCUCUUUGCUGAUGAUGUGGUGGUAGUUGACGAGAGUAGAGCAGGCAUGGCUUCACAUGAUGAUGGUGCCGUUACCCUUGACGGGCAAGUGGUGGCCAAGAAGGAGACUUUUCGGUAUUUGGGAUCGAUGAUACAAAAUGAUGGCGGCAUUGAUGGUGAUGUUAGGCAUAGAAUUGCAGUCGAUUGGUUGAAAUGGCGUCAGGCGUCGAACGUUCUCUGUGAUAAGAGGGUGCCACAAAGGCUAAAAGGUAAGUUCUAUAGGACGGCGAUUUGCCCGGCGAUGCUAUAUGGUGCUGAAUGUUGGCCUACAAAAAGGCAACAUGUCCAACAACUAAGUGUAGCAGAGAUGCGUAUGUUGCGUUGGUUCUGCGGGCACACAAGAAGGGAUAGAAUCCGGAAUGAGGAUAUUCGAGAUAGGGUCGGGGUGGCUCCAAUUGAGGAGAAAUUGGUUCAACAUCGGCUGAGGUGGUUCGGACAUGUCCAACGGAGGCCUCCUGAUGCACCGGUGCUUGGGCUUUCUUUCAAAAGAAAAGAAAAUGGAUGCACUUCUGCAAAAAGAGUCCAUUGUUCGGCCCAGACACCUCCUCCGGCUUGGCCUGGCCUGGCCGUAAUCGAGCCCGAAAGGAAAUCUUGGGAAGGCCCGAAGCCCAUUUCGGUUGUUGGAUCCACUGGCUCCAUUGGAACUCAGACAUUGGAUAUAGUUGCCGAAAAUCCAGAUAAGUUUAAGGUUGUUGCGCUUGCUGCUGGUUCCAAUGUGACUCUUCUUGCAGAUCAGGUUAAGACGUUUAGACCGCAAUUAGUUUCUGUUCGAGAUGAGUCGUUAGUUGAUGAGCUCAAGGAAGCUCUGGCUGAUGUCAUCGACAAGCCCGAGAUUAUUCCUGGAGAGCAGGGAGUUAUUGAGGUCGCUCGGCAUCCAGAUGCUGUUACUGUGGUAACUGGGAUUGUUGGCUGUGCGGGCUUGAAGCCUACGGUGGCUGCCAUAACAGCUGGAAAAGACAUAGCUUUGGCCAAUAAAGAGACACUAAUUGCUGGAGGGCCUUUUGUUCUUCCUCUUGCACACAAGCAUAAUGUGAAGAUUCUUCCUGCAGACUCCGAACAUUCGGCUGUAUUUCAAUGUAUACAAGGAUUGCCAGAAGGUGCUCUGAGGCGAAUAAUUUUGACGGCAUCAGGGGGUGCUUUCAGGGAUUUGCCGGUUGAUAAAUUGAAAAACGUGAAAGUAGCGGAUGCUUUAAAGCAUCCUAAUUGGAAUAUGGGGAAAAAGAUUACGGUUGACUCUGCUACACUCUUUAACAAGGAUUCAUCUGUGCUAGCACAAUUAGGAUGGCCCGACAUGCGUUUACCGAUUCUAUACACAUUGUCGUGGCCCGACAGAAUUUACUGUUCUGAAAUCACGUGGCCUCGACUUGAUCUCUGCAAGCUCGGCUCUCUUACAUUCAAGGCUCCCGAUAAUGUGAAGUAUCCAUCGAUGGAUUUGGCUUAUGCUGCCGGACGAGCUGGUGGGACCAUGACCGGUGUUCUUAGCGCAGCUAACGAGAAAGCUGUGGAAAUGUUUAUCAACGAGCAAAUCGGGUACCUUGACAUAUUUAAAGUGGUGGAGUUAACGUGCGAUAAGCAUCGAGCUGAAUUAGUGUCCUUGCCUUCGCUUGAAGAUAUCGUGUACUUUGACUCGUGGGCCCGUGAUUAUGCCGCCAGUUUGCAACCGUCGAUCGGUUUAAAACCUGUGCUGGUUUGACCGGAAAUUUGACUGGAAAAAGCCGAUAGUGUGGAGUUGAUUUGAAUAGUAUUUUUUUCAGCUAGAGGGGGCAAUAGAGAUAGCAGCUUUAGGUCAUAAACAAUGGAAAAUUAUCUUCUGUUUUUACCAGUCAUUGCAGUGUGGAAAAAUGGGACUUGUAGAAAUGGGCUUUUUGAGGGGUAACAAUGUAACAUAACAGGAAUGUUUGGGUUUUUGUUUAUAUACAUAUAUAAACUGGAGUGCACAAAAUUCAGUUAACCGAGUCGAACUGACUGGAAGAGGAAAUUCAGACCGAAACUAUAACGGAAUAUUUGGUUCGAUUUUUCGGUUUAUAUUUUCUUAAAAUUUCGGUUUUUGGUUCUGUUUGAA
Molecule: messenger RNA, 2766 nt
Organism: Striga asiatica
Lineage: Eukaryota; Viridiplantae; Streptophyta; Magnoliopsida; Lamiales; Orobanchaceae
Source: the annotation of a GenBank genome assembly